Messenger RNA from Rhodofomes roseus, 755 nucleotides. RefSeq lists its product as uncharacterized. The transcript has 3 exons. The record is from RefSeq and is a predicted model, not a curated record. The coding region runs from base 240 to 524 and encodes 94 amino acids. Lineage: Eukaryota; Fungi; Basidiomycota; Agaricomycetes; Polyporales; Fomitopsidaceae.
UUUCGAAUCACACAACCCAUACAGUGAGUACUUACCGAAUUUACGUUCGUGUUGUACCAGGGACCACGGUACCGGUAUCAUAUGGCGCACCCUCGCACCAUACGGUGACCAUCCCUUAAGCUUCAUCUUUACGUCAACCACCACCGUAGCAUCGCAAGCUUCGUCAUUGAUGACCUGACUGAGGACUGGUACGGCGGUCGUUCCUGCAUCAGAGGUCGCCAGAACCAAUCAUCGUCAAAAUGCCAGAUAGAGGGAAACCACCUGACAGUGAGGUAUCAAGCUCAGAGGCACGCGUGCCGAGCUUACGGACGGGCUACUGCACUGUCCUCUUCGCCGUCCUCUUCUUCCUCCUCGGCAGCUACGCUACGCUCUUCAGCGCGUUCUACCCGCACACCGGCAUCCCAAUCCUGGACGUGCUCGCGCGGGACACGCACUACAAGUACUUCUUCCUGUUCUUGAUACCUACGACAUCGUACUUCGUGAUCGCGAAUUGGGUCGGGUGGCAAUACUACCGUAAUUCAUGAGGGCAUGUGGCCAGCGCGGCCCAACAGUUUUGAGCCCUGCCUGCUUCGAGGCGCUCGGCAAGGAGAUGGCGAAGACGAGACGAUCCCCCGAGGUGCUCAGGAGAUUGGGCAGUACGUGAGACAAGAAGCUAAGUACCGAGUUAUAACGACGUAACGAGGCGAGUUCUCGGGACCUUCAUUCCGCCGUUCUGCUCUUCUUCUUCCCGCUCCGUCUACCCUCCGUCUCCUCGU